GAAGAACGCCUCAGCCUAGAGGCCAUCCGGGAAGUGGUGCGCGGGGAGAUUGGGAUCAGCACCGCCACCCUGCGCACGGAAAUCGGGGCCCGCAUGGACCGAGUGGAGACGGGGGUCACAGCGAGGCUCGAGCAGACCUUGGAGCGCCUCGCAGCCAUCAACGACCAACAGCGAGACCAACAGCGGACGGUCGAGGCAAUCCAGGGGGAGCAGAACAACAUGAACGCCCGCCUCAUGACCCUCGAGGCCAAAAUGCAGUCACUGCAACAGCAGUCCGUGACUGGCAGCACCACAGAUACAGACAACUGGGGGCGCAAGCCAGCGCUCAUCAUGGGCGGGUGGGGAGACGACACCCCGGCCGACGAAACCAUGAGAGGGGUGGUCCAGAUGAUCAAGGACCUCCGCGUGGAUGUGGACACAGAUCAAGCAUUCGUGCCGGGGGUGCGCAGGGGCUACGCCAUCCUUCCUUAUGGGCCCCGAGAAGGCGAGAACCCGCAAGAGCUGCGGGAGCGACUUUCACAAGCCCUGCGCCGUGUGCGCCAAGCCAACAUCGCGAUGGGGACCAAUGCGGAGGGCAAAACCAAGUACCUUUGGAUGCAGCUGUCUCAGUCGCCGGAGCGCAGACGACGGGUACAGCUGGCGGGGAAAUGCAAGCGACUAUGCCUCAGCUUCGGAGCCACGUUGAGCCAGAUUGAAACUGAGUGGCCGACAGGGACGGUGUGGUUCAAGGGGACGAGGGUGUGCUCAGCUACGACGACAAGGCCGGGGGAAGCAGAAGAAGCAGGCACAGAACCGACGGAGAGCGCUGACGAGCAGGGGGACACAGACCCCCAGUUUCACGAACUGCGUGCCAAACCCCUGAAGGGGGGCAAAGAGGCACCCUUGACAGUGGCCACCUGGAACGUGGGCGGCCUCUCCGCUGCCAACGCACUGGAGAUGCUGCAGGCGCUCGGGGGAAACAAUGAGCUCUCCCGCGUGCAAGUCUUUCUGUUGCAAGAGAUUAUUACUGAUGAGGGGAGGUUUUUCGCGGCGAACCGGACAUGGACGCUUGCAUUCGGCAAAGCAGAGGGGGAGUGGAGAGGAGAGGGGGUUGCCUGGCACACCACCUUAGGGAAGCACGCUGGCACGCUGGUUAUGGAAGGGGGAGUGGCGCUUACACUCACCACCGCCGAAGGGAACAAGUGGGGGCUGCUUAGCGCCCACGUACCACACCAUGCCACAUUGGCCCGGACAGAGACACUUAUGAGCGGAUGGGAAGAUGCCGGGGCACUCAAGCAGCGCAGGGUGCUUGUGGGAGUGGACGCCAACGAGCAGUUCACACCAAGCCAACACACAGGGGGGGGACAACAAGCACAGGGGCACAAUAGCAGAGCAGAGGCAAUUCUUGCCUGGAAGCAGAGGCAUGGACUGAGGCUGCCACCGCAGGAACUGCACAGAGCCACGCAUUACCCCUAUGCCACGGACCUGCAGCCGAGACGACUUGACUACGUCCUGCUCAAGGGGUGCUUCUCCUUGGAGGGGACGGUGGGAGAUGCAAGGGACAUUGCCAGGUCCGACCAUGAGCCCGUGAUCGUGCAGCUCCGAACCCAGGUCCCUAAAGGCAAUCACCACAAAACAUCCUGCGGGCCCAGGCACAUAACGAUCAAGGACCCCAAGGAAAGGAAAGCAAUCCUUAACGCCACGGCCCAAGCGAAGCCAGGGGAUCGCCACCACCAGAUCUCCGAGAUGAGCCAGCUUCUCACCACAGCAGGCAGGGGGGACGUGCGCAAGUUCCAGGAGAGCAAAGCACUGAAGCAAGCAAGGAGAGACGCACACCAGGUGCCACCGGGGCAAGACAGAAGGCAAGCAUGGAAAGCAGUCCACAAGCAGCUCAAAGGGGAGCAUAAACAAUGGAAGCAGCACAUGACAGCCCUUGCCAGCCAACACGACUGGCCGGCUUACAGGCAGCACAAGCGCAGCACGCAGAUGGGGGACAUGUGGGUGGCAACGCUCACGGACAACCACGAUUGGCAGGGGGCCCUGCUAGCACAUUUCCAGAGCAUCUUCAACAAAGCAGACGGGGGGGUGAGAGAUGCGGACUUCGCAGAACGGAGGGGGCGACUCACCAGAGCAUGCAAGCACACGAGGUGGGUGCCCUUCACGCAAGAUGAACUCAUGGCGGUGUCCGCAAGGUGGAAGAACAACAAGUGCACGGGGCCCGACCUCAUCGCACACGAGGCCCUUCACAUCCUCAAACAGCACCCGGUGUGGGAGCACAGACUGCGGCAGAUGCUCAACGACGCACUCUACGAAGGGGGGUUGCCGGCUGCGGCUGAGAAGGGGAUGACGGUACUGCUCCCCAAAGAAGCCAUGCCCAAGCACUGGGGGGAGACGAGGCCCAUCACUUUGAGCAGCACGAUCCUCAAAGCCGUCGCACAACUGCUGCUGCGAAGGUGCACAUACACUCUCCAGCCCCUCAACACGCUCCAGUGGGCAGCCCCUCGGAAACAGGGGACGGAGCUCAUCCUUACCCUCAGGAAGGUGGCCAGAAUGGCGCGAGACUGGGGGGGACACUUCUGGAUCAUCAAACUCGACCUGCAGAAGGCUUUUGACUCGGUGGCGCAGACCAGCCUCGCAGCCCUGGUCGAAGAGCGGGUGGGGCCAAACCACCCGUGGGAAGCAAGACUGUGGCUUGCACUGCUGCAGGCCAGGGAGCUUGUGCUGGGGGUGGGGGGAGAAGAGGUGGCGGUGCAGCAAACAAAUGGGGUGCGCCAAGGAUCACCGGACUCCCCGGUGCUCUUCUCGGCACGGGUGGGGGAAUGCUUGCAGAACACCCUCUGCCAGACGCAGCAACAGCCCCGCGGGGGAGAGAACCCCACGCUACCACCGCCACCGCACCACGGGGGAUCCUUCAUGGAUGACACGUACCUGUGGGGGGAAAACCCACAGCACCUACAGGCUACGCUUCAGAAACUGGAAGCCGCAUUCAAACAGCAUGGCCUCAAGAUCAACCCCAAGAAAACCAGGAUUAUCGCCAGCACAGAUCACCCCUUUGUCUUCAAGAUUGACGGCCAGAGGGUGCAAGCAGAGAGGGGGGAAGCAGCACUCACCGUGCUGGGAUCGCCGGUCAGCUUUGCAGGGGGACCACAGCACCUAGCGGCAGAGAUGGGGGCGAGAGCCAGGAGAUCGUUCGGCAAGAACAAGCCCCUCCUGGUAGCCAAGACAGCACUGAAGCAAAGGCUCCAGCUCCACAACACGCUGGUACGCCAGAGCGCGCUAUGGGCGUGCGAGACGUGGCCCGUGCAUGACACGCUGCUCCGUGCGGCCAACACGCAACAACUGCAGCAUGCGCGGGCAAUGGUGGGGGGGGCGCGCACACCGGGGGAGGCCUGGGCUGACUGGAACACACGUACUAUGAGGAUGGCUCGCACGCACCUGUUCAAGAACAAGAUCGAAAGAUGGUCCACCUACAUUCUCCGGAUGAUCUGGGGAGUCUGGGGGCACGUUGCGAGGGGGGGACAAGCCACCUUGGAGAUGCUGCAAUGGAGGGGGAUUGCGUGGUGGUGGCAGCAGCAAGCGCUCCACAAGUCCGUGGGGGCCAGACACGCAGGGAGGUUCAACAGUGGGCUCGACACAGAGAGGCACAUCAUCACGAUAGCGGGGACGAACUGGGUGGCAGCAGCAGCGGACAGGAUCCACUGGAACAACCUCCAAGACAAGUUUGUUCAAGCCUUUGACCCCCCGUGGUGUAGUGGCAAGCAAGCCCGGCUCCUGAACCUGGCCCCAACACGACAACAAUACCAUAACAGACCCAAAGCAAUGCGCAACCGCAGGAAAGGGGGGGGCAAGACCGGAAACUGCAGAGCGUUGAAUGACGGCUGA
Messenger RNA from Symbiodinium sp. CCMP2456, 3861 nucleotides. The record is from the annotation of a GenBank genome assembly. NCBI's taxonomy places the organism in Eukaryota, Dinophyceae, Suessiales, Symbiodiniaceae.